Oikopleura dioica is the source of this 1233-nucleotide messenger RNA. Lineage: Eukaryota; Metazoa; Chordata; Appendicularia; Copelata; Oikopleuridae. The record is from the annotation of a GenBank genome assembly.
AUGAAGAUUGGUUGGUUAAUCUUCGCUCUUUUUGGGCAGAUAAAAGGAGAGAAGGUCAAAUGUCCUGUUGGCUGUGAGUGCGAUUUGACAGUCACGAACUGUAAUGAUCCUACCUUGAGAUAUCUAAACGCAAGCGGAAUCGACGACCGUACCGAAAUCCUUAUCUUGGAUGGAACCAACUUUACCGAAGUGCCUUCAACCUUCCUCUCCGGUCUUCAAAACCUGAAAGAACUGGUCUUCCGCGCAAACCCUUUUCAAGCUCUGAGAACGGGCGCUAUUCGCGAUAUGAGCAGCCUUGAAGCCAUCAAGUUCGAAGACUCCAAGAUCAAUUAUGUCGAUUGUGGCGGUUUUCUUAAUUUGCCAAACUUGAAAGAAGUGAGUUUUGAGGACUCAAAAUAUCUGGUUUUUCUCGCCAGUGGUGCUUUCAAGGAAUGUCCAGAAGUCGUAAAGCUAGAUAUAAGCGGGACCUCCUUGCGCUAUUUGGAUUUGAACUUUGCACCCGAGGUCGCUGGAAGUGGAGAUUUACGCUGCUCCUGCUACAACGACUGGGUUUCGGAUGAACUCUGCCAAGAAGGAGAAGAGAAAGAAUCUUGCGAUGAGCCAGUGGCAGUUCUUGAGCGAUACACUUUUGACUUUGAAGCUAAUUCGCCCCAUGAAGCAAGGUGUUUCUUCGUUGGUGGUGAUUCGGACGAAGCAACAAUUACCUCGUUCACUGGAGAACAAGUCGGGGAAAACGGACGAUUUCAGCCAGCACUAGUCGAUCGAACAUUGGAUGGAGAAUAUCUGUGUUCUCUUGGCUCCGCCCAGCACAUCAUGCAAAUUGAUGUUUUUAGAUCAGAAGAUGAUGCUCUAAUCGAUGCCCAAAACGACAAACCUUCGAAACUGACCGUGGCGACUUUGGACGUUGAUUUUUCAUCGGAUUUGCCGUUCUUUGGCGAUUAUUUCGAUAUUACGUUUGUUAACGUUACUGAUUAUGACGAGAAAAAUGAGACGGAAGGAAGUACUGAGGGAUCUUCGGAAGGGAGUGGAAUGGAUGACUCAGUUUCGGAAGAGCAUGUCGACAUCAAAACUGGCUCUGUUGGACGAUGGACUGGUUGGUACAUUUUCUGGCUGACCCUUGGCCUCGUAGCGCUGAUAUUCUGCCUUUUGCUUUGCCACAUUAUGCCACGUUGUGGUUUUUAUCUUGUCAUGUUUAAUUUGAACCGCUUUCAACCGCGCAAACAACCGGUCUAG